GACACUUCAAUUGUUAUAAUUAUGCUUCUUCUUCUUCUUCAUGAAAAAUCCCAAGUUAUAAGAAAUAAAACAUAAACCACUACAUCAUCAAUCACAAUUGUGGCGCCGAGCAGUCGCACAGUGCUUUUUAUACUCCCCGCCGUGGUUGCACUCCUAUCCGCUUGGUUCAUCGCAUUCACGAACCCGCGAUCGGCUUCACCUUAUUUCCCUGCAAACCUUGUUGGUAUAAAACACGUAAAUAGCCAACAACAAUCCCUCGAAAUGUCUGGAUUGAGAUCCGUAGUUUACUUUGUCAAUUGGGCAAUCUACGGACGUAACCACAAUCCGCAAGACCUUCCUGCAGACAAGCUCACUCAUGUGUUGUACUCGUUUGCCAAUGUCCGUCCAGAAUCGGGCGAAGUCUACCUGACAGACAGUUGGGCGGAUACAGAAAAGCACUACCCUACCGAUUCAUGGAAUGACCAGGGUACCAAUGCCUACGGCUGCAUAAAGCAGCUCUAUCUGCUCAAGAAGCAGAACAGAAGACUAAAAGUGCUUAUUUCAAUCGGCGGCUGGACUUACUCGGCAAAUUUCGCGCAACCAGCAAGUACAGAAACUGGAAGGGAGACAUUUGCCAAGACGGCUACGCAGUUGGUUCUUGAUUUAGGCCUUGACGGUAUCGACAUUGACUGGGAGUAUCCUCAAGAUGAUACACAAGCUCAGAACUUUGUUGCCCUUCUUCAGAAAUGUCGAGAGACUCUCGAUCAAGCAGCAGGUCCAAAUAGGAAAUUCCUCCUUACAAUUGCUUGUCCGGCGGGAGCGUCAAACUAUCAAAAGCUUCGACUUCGUGAGAUGACACCUUAUUUAGACUUUUAUAACCUGAUGGGUUACGACUACGCAGGUUCAUGGGAUCAAGUCGCCGGCCAUCAGGCCAAUCUUUUCCCGUCAAACCAGUACGCUUCAGCCACUCCAUUCUCCACCGUCGGUGCCCUUGAUUACUACAUCAAAGCCGCCGGUGUACCCCCCUCAAAGAUGGUACUGGGAAUGCCACUUUAUGGGCGUGCGUUCCAGAAUACUCAAGGACCAGGCACAUCAUACAACGGUGUAGGCGAAGGUAGCUGGGAGCAAGGCGUAUGGGACUACAAAGCUCUCCCCCGUCCGGGUGGUACGGAUUACGUCGAUCCGGAAGUCGGGGCAUCUUGGUGCUACGACGGUAGCACAAUGGUGAGUUAUGACAAUGUCCAAGUCGCGGAGAUAAAGGCCAAUUUCAUCCGUAACAAUGGACUGGGUGGAGGUAUGUGGUGGGAAAGCAGCGGUGACAAAGGAGGGAGCGCCGCUUCAAAGGCGGAUGGUUCCUUGAUCGGUACCUUUGUGGAAACUGUCGGAGGUGUAGGCGCCCUGGAUCAGUCGCCCAAUAACCUCGAUUUCCCGGAAAGCAAGUUUGAUAAUAUACGAACAGGCAUGCAGGGCGCUUGAGAGUUGAGACUUGUGACUUUUUGAGCAAGUCACGUAUGGAUAUAUGAUUGUGUAUGUAGUGCAGACGAAAUCCUACAAUGAACUACAAGUAAAAUCUUGGCAGAAUGAACCGAUUCCUUUUCUACUAAUAUCUCAUCUAAGCAACAAGGCCACAUGAUAUAUUUCGUCAUUCCUUCACAUCGAAUUCGUGUCGAAACGCUUAUUUGGACUCAUCGAAGAUAUAGGUAAGGUGGCACUUUCCGCAGUACUGACGGUUGUGCAUGGCAGCCAUGAAGACACCGGCACCACACU
Molecule: messenger RNA, 1746 nt
Organism: Talaromyces stipitatus ATCC 10500
Lineage: Eukaryota; Fungi; Ascomycota; Eurotiomycetes; Eurotiales; Trichocomaceae
Product: class V chitinase, putative
Exons: 7
Coding region: 262-1455 (397 amino acids)
Biological process (GO): carbohydrate metabolic process; chitin catabolic process
Cellular component (GO): extracellular region
Molecular function (GO): chitinase activity; chitin binding
Source: RefSeq, a predicted model, not a curated record